AUGGACUUUUGGACCAUGGCCGCCGGCGCGGGAUGGAACGACAGGACCCUGGUCGACCACUAUCGCUGCAGUUUGCGCGAGGACGUCCGUUUAAAGUGGUUUGGGAUUCUCCCUAACUUCUUCCGUCGCAGCUCAUUGUCUGACAAAUCCGACUCCAAGUCGUCCUCCUCCGAGCCUGAUGGGGCUGGGGCUCUGGACGUGGUAUCCUCCACCAUCGAUGUGGAGACAUUUGUUGACGACAUGGAUAUGAUGCAUCCAUGCACAUUCAGCUCCGCCCGCUCCAGCGACAACUACACCCACAUGGGCACCUUUCCCCGCUUCCUCCUCAGGAAGAGAGACAAGAGUGGGAAUUCUGAGAAAAUAGGGACCAAGAAGAUCAAGGAGAAGACAGGGGCAAGGCUGGGCAGGAGUCAGAGCCAGCGGCCGGCAGGGGACCGUGUGUGUAGCUCUCCCCUGCUCAUGGCACUAUCCAGCCGGCCUGGCUCCAGGAAGGACCAGCCUCUCUCACCUUUAUCCAGCCAGGCUGGUCCUGGUCCAAGGCCCCAAAGGGACCAAGGGCUGCCUCCCAUCCCCAGAGGAGGAUCACUCGAUAGGAAUGAACAUGGAGAACCACAGGCCCACUGUGAGGAAGAAGAACCACACCAAGGGCAGCUUAUGUCAGCUCAGGAUGUGGGGUCUAGUACCUCUAACGCCCCUCCGUUCACUUGUGAAGACGUCUCCAAAGAACACACAUUCACCACUGAUCAGGAGCCAUCUCCAACCCCCAAGCUUCCAAAGAAAAGCUUGCAGCAGCCUGGCACCCUUGUCACCCAUCAGAUCGAGGAGGGCCUCCCCAUGAAGAGAGCCAAUAACCUGGGUACAGACAGUAACACCAGCCUCCUGCCCGAGAGGGCCUCCAGUGGUUCUACUGAUAGAGACCUGGGAGAGGGUCUUCAGAGGGAAAGCCAGGCUGUUAUACCUGUGGACAGCCAGGCUAACUCCAACCAUCCAGGCAGCAUAGCCACAGUUUAUCUCCAGAGUGACCCAGCUGCGAUACACUCUGUGGCUUUGCCAGCCUCUCUGUCAACCCCAGAGCCCAUGGCCUGGCACCACGGCGCCCAACCAGUGGAGGAUUGUCCCCAGCCCGGCAAGGCCCAGCCCGGCAAGGCCCAGCCCGGCGAGACCCAGCCCGGCGAGACCCAGCCCGGCGAGGCCCAGCCCGGCAAGGCCCAGCCCGGCAAGGCCCAGCCCGGCAAGACCCAGCCCGGCAAGACCCAGCCCGGCAAGACCCAGCCCGGCAAGGCCCAGCCCGGCGCGACAGUGCACAUGAACCCUUUCAGUCUCCUCUCCACCAGCUUCAAGGAGGGAGGGAGGGAGGGAGGGAGCCACCAUGGAGGGGGAGGGGUUACCAAGGCAUUCUCCAAGGAGAAAUACCUGCUGGAGUCUCCACCGGAGAAACUACGCAAGGAGCUGGAAGAGGAGCUGAAACUCUGCAGCAGCGACAUCAGGAGCCAUGGCUGGUACCAUGGACACAUCCCUCGAGAGCUAUCAGAGACUGUAGUCCUGCAGAACGGUGAUUUCCUGAUCCGUGAUUCGCUGAUUAACAUGGGCGACUACGUCCUAACGACCCGCUGGAACCACGAGGUUCUGCAUUUUAAGAUCACCAAGGUCCUGGUCAAGUCCAGCACUGAGUCGAAGUGUUUCUUAUUUUAUCUUAAGGUCCAGUACCUGUUCGAGAAGGACAGCUUCGACUCCAUACCUGAACUGGUGAGGUUCUACGUGGCCGGGCGGCGGCCUGUCUCCCAGCCCAGUGGAGCCCAGAUCUACUGUCCAAUCAUACGCACCCUACCCCUGCGCUACCUGGAGGCCACAUUUGCCUUAGCCAAUAGCAGGCACAGCCUGGCCCACUCACCGUCCAGUCAGAGAGGAGCGUACAUCAAGAGGCGGAGCGUAACCAUGAACGACGGACUGACCACAGAGAAGCUGAUACCUCACAGCCCUUCUACUAUUCACAACCACAAGGAUGUGAUGAGGAACUGUGCCAUGAGUAUGGAUCAGAUCCAGGAGUAUCGCUGUCCCCUGUCUCCUGUAGGAGAAACACCUCUCUCCCCAGCAUACAGCCACAUCCACAGACACAGAACCCAGUCAGGGGGUAGAGUUCUGGCAGUGGUGCCCCCCUCACCAGUCCUGAGACGCUCCAGCGAGCCCCAGCUCAGCCCUGGCUCCAACAACAACCUACCCGACAUGCUAGCUGCCAGCUCCCACUCCACCCCGGCCCACUGCUCCUGCCCAGCCCCAGCAGUGGGCACUGAAACAGAGGGAAGCUACUGCGACCUCAGACCCUCCCCGGCCCCAUGCCCCGUGGCUCCGUGUGCCGCUGGCAUGCCCCCGACACCUCCAGCUAAGAGCUACGUGGAGCGGCUGCGUGUGGAGGAGGGCCGAGGGCCUGCCCCGGGGAGGGAGAACGGAGCAGGGGCUGGGGGAGAGGCGUUCAGCGUCCCCCUGGUGGAGACUGCCUCCUCCUUCAGACCAGGGAAGUACCUGUCACCCCUGAUCCCCCAGGAGAACAAGCCCUUAGAGAUGAGCGUACUGAAGAGAGUCAAGGAGUUGUUGGCUGAGGUGGACGCUAGGACGGCUGCUAAACACAUCACAAUGGCUGACUGCACGGUUGCUAGGAUACUGGGCGUUACCAAGGAGAUGCAGAGGAUGAUGGGAGUAGGUUCAGGACUGGAGCUUUUGACUCUACCUCACGGACAUCAGCUGAGACUGGACCUACUGGAGAGGUUCUACACCAUGUCUAUAAUGAUGGCUGUGGACCUGCUGGGGUGUACAGGCAGUACAGAGGAGAGGGCUGCUCUGCUCCAUAAGACCAUCCAGCUGGCUGCUGAACUCAAGAGCAACCUUGGGAACAUGUUUGGCUUUGCUGCUGUGAUGAGAGCACUGGAGCUGCCACAGAUUUCUCGCUUGGAGCAGACGUGGAUGACGUUGCGUCAGAGACACACAGAGGGAGCCAUCCUCUAUGAGAAGAAGCUCAAGCCCUUCAUGAAGAACAUGAACGAUGGCAAAGAGAGCAGUGUGCUGUCCAACACGUCCUUCCCUCACGUGGUUCCUCUGCUGUCUCUGUUGGAGAAGGGUGUGGCCGUGGGGGAGGGGCCAGGGGCGGGGAUAGAACCCUGGGAGAACGUGGAGGCGGGCGUUGAUGUGGUGAUGUCACACCUGGAGGCGGCCCGGACCAUCGCUCACCACGGGGUGCUGUACCGCACCAACGCUGAGGCCAAACUACAAGGCUUCCAGGAGAGUCAGGAAGUUCUGGAGAUCUUCCGGACAGAGUUCCAGAUGAGGUUGCUAUGGGGAAGCAGGGGUUCGGAGGGCAGCCAAUCGGAACGCUAUGAGAAGUUCAACAAAGUCCUGACCGCUCUGUCUCACAAGCUGGAGCCUCCUGUACGCCACAGCGAACUAUAGCACCCAUCUCACUGAACACCCCUAUACAAAGCACUGCGCUCACAGUGGUACGACCUGCCUCCCCAUACUGCAAGGCACCUUGAUGUGGAUGUCCAAAGUGAAUAAG
Molecule: messenger RNA, 3547 nt
Organism: Salvelinus namaycush (lake trout)
Lineage: Eukaryota; Metazoa; Chordata; Actinopteri; Salmoniformes; Salmonidae
Gene: sh2d3ca
Product: SH2 domain containing 3Ca
Exons: 15
Coding region: 1-3441 (1146 amino acids)
Biological process (GO): small GTPase-mediated signal transduction; positive regulation of peptidyl-serine phosphorylation
Molecular function (GO): guanyl-nucleotide exchange factor activity; phosphotyrosine residue binding
Source: RefSeq, a predicted model, not a curated record